AUGGUAACACAAUCAUCCAUAGAAACAUUUUCAUCAAUAAUAUCACCAACAACUAGUGGUCUCAAUCCACCCAAACUAUUAUUCGAUGAACCGUAUAAUUCUGACUUUCCUGAAGAUUCAUCCGGUGAAGAAUAUGAAGCAACAGUACCCGCUCCACCUACAUCUGCUACAAUUGAACCAUACUUAAAAUCUCCGCGACCGGUAUUACAGUCACCCAGUGAGACAACAAGGAGGGCAAGUCAAUGUUCUGAACGGGUUACAUCUCCCACAACCUUGUCAACAUCGGAUUCAGCUAAUAAUACAUCAGGUUUUAUGAUUAAUCCAAUGAUAGCUGCUGCUCAAAACCAACAAUCACCAUUAAUACUACGUGAACCAAGUGGUGAGAGUUUAUCUGAUAAUGUCAAUGAUAUAUCUCCAUCAACUCAAUCGUCACCUGUUGAUGUUCGAUCCCAAUUGGCGCAUGAAAAGAAUCGUCGUGAUACAUUUAAAAAAUAUAACUUAGAAACAUUUGCGGGCGUGCCUAUUGAAUGUUUAGCUUAUUGUGGUUUUUAUUUAAAUGGUGAAGGUACUGCAUUAUUAUGUCCAUGUUGUGAAGUGAAAUUGACAGUAAAUGAGUUUAAAUAUCAUAUGGAACAUGGUGCCGAAGGUUCAGAUAGUGAACCAUGGACACCAAUGCGGGUUCAUCGUCAUGCUAGUGGACAAUUAAUUGAUAAUACUCGUCCAUGGUGUACACUAGUUAAAAGGGAAUCAUUUGGUAUUUAUGCUAAUGUUGCACUAGAAGACAGCCGAAUGAAAUAUCCUGAAUAUCCAUCAUUAAACUUAAUUGAAAAACGGUUAAAAACGUAUACCGGAUGGGUAUAUCCCGGUGGCACAAGACUCAGCAAGGAACUAAUGGCAGCCGCCGGAUUUUACUAUUUGGGAAAAGAAACGUGUGUUUGCUGUUAUUAUUGUGGUAAUAAACUUCAAAAUUUUGAACCAAGAGAUGAUCCAUUUGAAGAACAUGCUUGUUUCUUUCCAUUAUGCGAUUAUAUUCAACAGCAACGAGGCAUCGAUUUUGUGAAUCGAAUAGUGAUGGAAAAUGGAAGAAUACCGGAAGCUAAAUUCAAAAUGGAAAAAAUUGAUGGUAAAGAAAUAAAACGUAUAGUCUGGGAUAAAAGUGGUCCAACUAUGCGUAAACGAAAACGUCUACCAGUAGUAAAACCAAGUCGUCUUGAUGUAAAAGUGGAACCAAGUUUAUCAGUACAUCCUGAAGAUAUCAUUGAUUGUUGUAUUUUCUGUUCGACAAAUCCAAGUACACAUGAAUAUGAUUGUGGUCAUUGUCAAAUUUGUGGAGAAUGUUUUGCAAAAUUAGAUGGACAACAAUUAGAACAAUGUCAGUUUUGCCGACGAAAAGCAAUAAUUCGAUUACGAGUACCAGCAGUAACAACACCCACUCCUCCAUAA
Didymodactylos carnosus is the source of this 1443-nucleotide messenger RNA. NCBI's taxonomy places the organism in Eukaryota, Metazoa, Rotifera, Eurotatoria, Philodinida, Philodinidae. The record is from the annotation of a GenBank genome assembly.